AUGAACGUUCCUCCGCCCUCACCCUAUCUAAACUACCAGCCUUACAAUGACCCGAAUCAGUACAUCAUACCAAAUGCGGCGCCCGGCCACACGAGAGGUCGUUUUGAGUUGGCCUUCAGUCAGAUCGGUGGCUCCGUUUUGACCGGUGCUGCUUUCGGUGGAACGUUAGGCACUGUUCGAGGAUUGAAACUAGUCAAGGAUAUGCCAUCCUAUGCCGUCAAACGAACUCAGAUGCUCAACUCUAUCGUCAAGGGUGGCACAACGUCGGCCAACGCUUUCGGCGUCGUUGCUCUAGUCUACUCAGCAAUCGGCGUAGGCUUAUCGCUCAUGCGACAGGACGACGACAUCAAUACUAUGACCGCAGCCACACUGACUGGCCUUGCAACGGCGGCAGUCACCAAUAAGCAUCAGACACUUCAAAAGACCCUCAUCAGAACAGGCAUUGGAGGGGCCAUCGGCCUCGGUUUGUCGCUGAUCUAUUGCAACACUCCACUGUCUACCUUUAGGCGCGACGAUUAA
Solanum dulcamara is the source of this 519-nucleotide messenger RNA. RefSeq lists its product as uncharacterized. NCBI's taxonomy places the organism in Eukaryota, Viridiplantae, Streptophyta, Magnoliopsida, Solanales, Solanaceae. Bases 1 to 519 code for a protein of 172 amino acids. Gene Ontology annotation, biological process: protein import into mitochondrial matrix. The record is from RefSeq and is a predicted model, not a curated record. Gene Ontology annotation, cellular component: mitochondrial inner membrane; TIM23 mitochondrial import inner membrane translocase complex. The transcript has a single exon. Gene Ontology annotation, molecular function: transmembrane protein transporter activity.